Messenger RNA from Magallana angulata, 1136 nucleotides. RefSeq names its product 60S acidic ribosomal protein P0-like. The coding region runs from base 105 to 1049 and encodes 314 amino acids. Gene Ontology annotation, biological process: ribosomal large subunit assembly; cytoplasmic translation; ribosome biogenesis. The transcript has 10 exons. Gene Ontology annotation, molecular function: large ribosomal subunit rRNA binding; structural constituent of ribosome. The record is from RefSeq and is a predicted model, not a curated record. NCBI's taxonomy places the organism in Eukaryota, Metazoa, Mollusca, Bivalvia, Ostreida, Ostreidae. Gene Ontology annotation, cellular component: cytosolic large ribosomal subunit.
CUAACAAUGACGUAGGAAAUCACGUGGUGUCCCUUUCUCAACCUGAACACGUUUCCGAUUUGUCUUUAAACUGCCCUUGAAAGCUAUCCCUGAACCACAACAAGAUGGUCAAGGAAGACAAGUCAACCUGGAAGUCCAACUACUUCUUGAAAAUUUCAAGCCUGUUAGAUGAAUAUCCCAAGGCCUUCAUCGUGAAUGCUGACAAUGUCGGAUCAAAGCAGAUGCAGCAGAUCCGCCAGGCACUGCGAGGAAAAGCUGUUGUUUUGAUGGGAAAAAAUACCAUGAUGAGAAAAGCCAUCAGAGGUCACAUUGAUAAGAACCCAUUGUUGGAAAAACUCCUUCCCUUCAUUAAAAAAAAUGUUGGGUUGGUGUUUUUGAAAGGCGAUCUGGUAGAGACCAGGGAUCUUCUUUUGGCUAACAAGGUGAAAGCCCCAGCCAAGGCAGGUGCCCUUGCUCCCUUGGAUGUCCAUGUGCCUGCUCAGGCCACCACUUUGGGUCCAGAAAAGACCUCUUUCUUCCAAGCUCUGCAGAUCCCCACCAAGAUUACCAGAGGAUGCAUUGAAAUCUUGAACGAAGUUCAUCUGAUCAAAGCAGGAGAGAAGGUUGGUUCAUCCGAGUCUACACUGCUGAACAUGUUGGGAGUCUCUCCAUUCUCGUAUGGUCUGGUUGUCGAGAAAGUGUACGACUCUGGAACUAUUUUUGAACCCGAGAUUUUGGACAUUACUGAUGAUGAUUUAAAGGCAAAAUUCCUGAUGGGAGUCCGAAACAUUGCUGCCAUCUCUCUGACCAUUGGAUACCCCACUGCCGCUUCAGCUCCUCACUCCAUUGCCAACGGAUUCAAGAGGCUUCUGGCUAUUGCUGUGGAAACGGAUUACACUUUCCCAGCAGCUGAGAAGACCAAGGAGUACUUGAAGGACCCCAGCAAGUUUGCCGUGGCUGCUGCCCCUGCUGCUGCUGCUUCAUCGGCUCCUGCUGCCAAGAAGGAGGAGAAGAAGCCAGAACCAGAGAGCGAGUCUGAUGACGACAUGGGAUUCGGGCUGUUCGACUAACGGGAUCGAAAACUCAAGAAAGUUCCAUGCCGGUUUAAACCAUAUGGCAUUGGAAUAUUGAAUUAAAAAACUUUGAAAUUUUGCAAA